Messenger RNA from Sparassis crispa, 993 nucleotides. RefSeq lists its product as hypothetical. The transcript is spliced from 2 exons. NCBI's taxonomy places the organism in Eukaryota, Fungi, Basidiomycota, Agaricomycetes, Polyporales, Sparassidaceae. The record is from RefSeq and is a predicted model, not a curated record. The coding region runs from base 1 to 993 and encodes 330 amino acids.
AUGUGGCGAUUCACGAGCUACCCAUCUGAGCCAUACCUUUCAUCCGUCGCCGCUCAUCUCUUGCAUAAAACACCCGGGGCACUUACCACUGUCCUUGCUUGCCUCGAAGGCAAAUUGGACAGCGGAAUGAUCGCAGUAGGGCAAAGUGGGGAGCUGGUCAGUCGGCUCCUUUGGCUACUGGGGAAGGAUCUGUUUGCCACUCAAUCGUUCGACGAGACUACCACACGGAAUCAGGAGCUACUUUAUUGUCGCAGCAUUCCAGUGCUUCCCUUCCUCGAAUUUUUCUUUGGGAUGAAAUUUUGGCCUGCAGAUGACGAGCAGAAAACCGCCGCAAGAGAAGCAUUCAAGAAUGCUCGCAUCAAUUUCUCUCAUUGGGUCGCUAUGUCCGAUAAUAUUUCCAAGGAAGGCGUAAAGUGGAAUCCCCGCGAAUGGAUCUUGCGCCACUGGUAUAGAACAUGUGCAAUUCAAUGUUGUCAUGGACAGCCACGCACCGACAAGAUGAUUCCGAUGUAUUUCGACGACUUUUCCGGCAGGAACGAUCAAGAUCGGAUGUCCAGCAUUUUCAUCUCUGACAAAGCAGGAGAAAACGAUAGCCCACGCGAUGUCAAUUUCAUUGACCGUACUCACGACUCUAUUAAUUGUUCAACUUCACGGCCAUAUAUUGCAAUAACUCUUGAUCUAGGCGUCCAAGACGAAAGUAUUACGUCCACAUUCCCUACUUCAACAUCGGAACGGGUCAAUGCAGGCGUCGACAACCGCUGCCUGCGGAUAUAUGCUCGAGGGAUGAGUGCUGAGACAUAUCCCUUUCUGAAUAAGGUGGAAGGGCUGUUCCAGGUGAUGAAGCAGGUCGCUGUACGCGAGCGAGCGCCGCUGUAUCCAAGCCCGAUAGAAGCUCGCCUGCAGGAUCUUUUCAAGUACGGCAGUACAUCUUCUGAGCGGCACAUGAAAUGGGAAGCGGGUAGAGAUCCUCGUCUACUAUUCUCGACAGAGUAG